Messenger RNA from Drosophila navojoa, 1156 nucleotides. RefSeq lists its product as uncharacterized. The record is from RefSeq and is a predicted model, not a curated record. Lineage: Eukaryota; Metazoa; Arthropoda; Insecta; Diptera; Drosophilidae.
GCGGUGGCCCGUGAACUUGAAACCGAAACUUUGCCUCCGGAUUCAGUUGUCGAGCAACUGCUGAGCCAAGCGAGUCGGCGAGCGUGUGUAUUGAAUAUCGAGCAGCGAGCCAACAAUCGAUUGCCGCGAACCGAGAGCCGAGAGCAGUUAGUCGGUAGUAUCGUGUACUCAGUAGCUGGUGUCGAGUGAUAUUUAAUCAUGGCAGGCAACAUGGACGUAUAUAGGACGUGCCUUUGCCUGGUAGCAUUGCUGCUGGGCAUUGCAAGCGCCGCCGGCCCCGCCUACCUGCCGCGCCAGACGCCCACGCAGCGGCCGACGCAGAGCGGCAUAUACUUCUAUGAUCCGCCAAGUGCGACGACGAUGGCGGCGCUGCGUCGCAUCAUCCAGGGCCACCUGCAGCGCUUCCAGAUGGCUGACAGGCAGCGCUCACAGCAGUGGCAGCUGGCCCGGGUGGAUGUGCAGAUGCAGCCGAAUCGCCAGCUGCAAUCAGCUCCGACCACCAGGCAGCUGAUUUUCGAGUUCAUGCUGCCGCCGAAUACGCCGACGCCCAAAAACUAUGCGAUGAACUUCCUGCCGGAGGGCAAGGAUGUGGCACCCGGAACUUCGUACAUACCGUUAAGGCUGGUGCGGAUACGGCGUUGAAUACACACAUGAUUAAGCGAACGAAACCAAUGGAGAAAUACAAAUGGAGAGGGGGAAGGAAGAUGCGUCGGCAUCGUCUGUUAUUCAAAUGAGCCUAGACGAUGGCAGUCGGAAUGCCGUUCGCUAUGAGCAGCCGGUAAAUGGGGUUAAUUUGUUAUAAUCCUACUGGUUGUUAAAUAAUUUAACGAUACAUGUAUAUAUUUAAAUAUAAUGAGCAUAGUCUAAGCGUUGCGUAUUCUAACAUAAGUUCAAGCCAAUUUGUUGACUGAGAGCAAAACCAAAGCAUAACUCUGAGUUACGGCCGUUUUUUCAAUUUCAGCCUCCAAAUUGCGGAAUUAGAUAAGAAACCAAAUUAAAUAAAUAAAGCCACGCAUAGUUCGUAAUGAAACACACGCAGAAAAAAAAAAAAAAAAAAACAAAAAAACAUUCACCAAAAUUAAAUUUGUCAUAUAAUUUACAUAAUUUAGAAGCGAUAAAUUAAAACGCACCAAAACGCGACCGACACAAAGCGGAA